AUGGGACCGGAGGCUGCUACAGCUUCCUCUGCUACAGCUUCCUCUGCUACAGCUUCCUCUGCUACAGCUUCCUCUGCUACAGCUUCCUCUGCUACAGCUUCCUCUGCUACAGCUGCCUCUGCUACAGCUGCCUCUGCUACAGCUGCCUCUGCUACAGCUGCCUCUGCUACAGCUUCCUCUGCUACAGCUUCCUCUGCUACAGCUGCCUCUGCUACAGCUUCCUCUGCUACAGCUUCCUCUGCUACAGCUUCCUCUGCUACAGCUUCCUCUGCUACAGCUUCCUCUGCUACAGCUUCCUUUGCUACAGCUUCCUCUGCUACAGCUGCCACGGCCUUACCUCUGUUGGAUCUGCUACAGCUGUUCCUGUGGGUGGCAGUGUCACCGGCUGUAGAAGAGGAGCUGCUUUUCAGAGGGCUGCUGCUCACGGCCCUGCAAGAGAGGCUCGGCAGAAUCGACGCUGCCAUGCUCUCUGCAGCCCUCUUCGCCCUCGUCCACCUCUCCCUUUCGCUCCUCUUCCCUAACAUGGCCUUUGGGAUUGCCGCCGGCCUGCUCAUCGUCCACUCCAAUAACCCCCACGCCUCGGCACACCUCGCAGUAGCAAGACUCGCCCAAAGGGGGCGGAAGCGGGACAGGGGCUUAGGUGGAGGUUCUGGAGGGUGGAUGGGGAGGAGGCGUGAGGGGAGGAAGGGAGGGCAAAGUAGGGCGGGGCCAACGGGGUGUGGGAAAGGAAGGAAGAGCAGGGCUGCGCGGGCAGCAGGUGUGGAAGGGAGAGGAGGGAUGGGGGUGGCAGGUGGAGUGGAUGGGAAUGGGUUGCUGGAUGCACAGGAAGGGCAUGAGGCACAAGGUGCACAAGGGGCACAAUGGGAACAAGGGGGGCAAGGGGGACAUAUGGGACUAGGGGGACACUGGGCUACUGAGAGCAUGGAGGAGCUGCUAGAGCAGCUGAGGCGGGAGCGCGCUCAAGAGGCCCAGAGCCUUUUCUAUUUCCUCUCCCUCGCUCCCCACCGCUGCCCUGGCAUCUAUGCCUCGCUCUCCUCCCUCACCCUCCACCGCCUCUCGCCCAUCCCCGCUCACUUCCUCUCCUACCUUCGCGAGCUACCCUCCCUCACCUCGCUCUCCUUUCUGGAGACUUCCAUUACUCCAGGCGAAGUUCAGCCGUUGGAGAGGCUAAGGGAGCUGCACAUCCGCCAGGUGAGCGAUGCCCUGCUGCGAGAAGUGGCCAUUUUGGGGCGCCUGAAGGCCUUCUCCUGCACGUGCAGUGAGGGGGUGACUCCACGUGGAUGGGAGCAGCUGAAGAGCCUCACAAAGCUGACGAGGCUGCAGGUGGCACCAGCAAACCUGGAAGACCAUCUCCUGGAGCUGCAGUUUCGCAACGAUUCCCUGCCUGAUGUAUCCAGAGUUUGCCAACGGCCCACUCCAUACAUUAAUCGCACCUGUGACUGUGGCGAUCGGCUGUACAAUCCCAAACACCCCUGCGUGGAUGGCAGCGUUUGGCAGGUGGCGGGUGCGCUGCAAGGCUUGCAGCAGCUGGGGGUGCAUGGAGUGGCACGCAGCGAGGAGGACCUGCUAGCCCUCACUGCACUCACAAGCCUCACCACUCUCCACAUCACCGGCACCCACCUGCACGACGAUGCAUACUUCAGGGACUUUUCUGAGUUGAGGGAGCUGGGGUUGGCUGGAUGCAGUGUAGAUGUGGACUCAGGCAUGGCUGUGUGGAGCUACACCAUGCCACAGCUGCAGUCCCUGGAUCUAUCAGCCACACGCGUCAGCUAA
Molecule: messenger RNA, 1773 nt
Organism: Closterium sp. Naga37s-1
Lineage: Eukaryota; Viridiplantae; Streptophyta; Zygnematophyceae; Desmidiales; Closteriaceae
Source: the annotation of a GenBank genome assembly